This is a messenger RNA of Carya illinoinensis, 2507 nucleotides long. RefSeq names its product nuclear pore complex protein NUP62. The record is from RefSeq and is a predicted model, not a curated record. Lineage: Eukaryota; Viridiplantae; Streptophyta; Magnoliopsida; Fagales; Juglandaceae. Gene Ontology annotation, biological process: RNA export from nucleus; protein import into nucleus. Bases 65 to 2320 code for a protein of 751 amino acids. Gene Ontology annotation, molecular function: phospholipid binding; structural constituent of nuclear pore. The transcript is spliced from 9 exons. Gene Ontology annotation, cellular component: nuclear pore; nuclear pore central transport channel.
ACUCAGAACCCAAACCCUCGCAUUUCAAACACUAACUCCGUAGUAGAGAGGGAGAGAAACCACCAUGUCGGGCUUCCCAUUCGGUUCUUCGUCGUCCUCUUCUUCCUCACAAGCCGCGCCAUUCUCUUUCGGAACUUCUUCUACCGUUUUCGGUUCGUCUUCCGCUCCAGCAUUCGGAUCCACCGGCGGCGGCGGCGGCUUCUUCUUGCCCUCCACCUCCGCUUCCUCCCCGUUCUCUACCUCAAACCCUAGCUCCGCUCCGCCCUCCUCAUUCGGCUUCAGAUCCUCCAUUUCAUCUUCUUCUACCUCUUCCCCAGCUCCAUCCUUGUCGUUAUCCUCUAAUUCCGCCCCGGCCGCUUCGAGUGCCACCGCCCCCUUGUUUAGCACGCUAACUUCUUCGUCCACUGCAACCCCUGCUUCAUUAAUGUUUGGGACAAUCUCCUCUGCGGCGAGCUCAGGCUCUCCCUUGUUCGGUUCGGCUAGUUUGGGUUCGCCCUUUUUGGGGACCGCUUCAUCUGCUGGUACUUCCGGCUCAUCCGCGACGGGCUCGGGUUUGUCCUUCUCCGGGGCAUCUCUGUCGGCUUCAACUACUAGUUCUUCCUUAUUUGGAACAGCUGCGUCGGCUCCAAAGUCCAGUUCCAGUUCUAUCCAGUUCGGAACAACGUCGGCGUCCGCGACGUUAACUUCUGCUUCACCUCUGUUCGGAGCAACGCCAUCUGCGGUAGCGACCUCCGCUUCUGGUUCAGCCCUUCUCGGAACAAGAGUUCCAUCAGCGAGUCCAGGUUUAUCCCUCUUCGGAUCAUCUAUUUCCGCACCGAGUUCCACCCCAUCCAUAUUCGGAACAACAGCAUUCUCAUCAUCAUCAUCAUCAUCUGCUGCCGCUUCUCCAUUUUCAGCCUCAGCCUUGUUUGCUUCUUCUUCUUCUUUGUCUUCGGCUUCAACGACUCCUGCAUUCUCAUUUGCUUCGAGCUUAGGUUCAAAUUCAGCUACGGCUUCGCCUUUCUCGCCUUCUGCGGGAUUUUCAUUGUCAACUGCUUCAACUUUUUCAAAACCUAUUCCAGCUCCUACGCCCCCCGCUACUUUACCUUCCUCUUCAACAACGACAUCUUCUGCCUUCUCAUUCGUCACGGCCUCUUCCUCAGCUCCUCAGUCUUCUUUUCUUUUCACCACUGCUGCUGCCUCAUCGGCCGCCUCAGUUUCUACUACACCUACAGCAAAGCCUACUUCUCUAUCUCUCGGAACAUCUCCAUCGCCGUUGUUUUCGACCGUCACCACCACGAGUGCUUCGACUCCUGCUGCUACUAGCAGUAGUAGUACUACUACACAAACUUCCUUCUCUGUGCCUAGUUUUGGAGUAAGUUCUUCUUCGACUGCGGUCAGUGCUUCAACAACAGCUCUUGCCAGCUCUGCUGCUUCUUCCAGCGGUGUGGGAUCUUUCACAGGUUUUGGUGUUACGAGCGCAACUGCUGCUUCAUCGGGGCUUCCUGGUUUUUCGUUUAGUAAACAAUCAACGCCUGCUUCGUCCUCGCAAGCACAUUCGACAACUGUCGUGCCUCCUUUUGGUGUCUCUUCAACUUCCGCAGCUGACACAACUUCCAGUGCCAGUACUACUGCAACUCAGACAUCAUCUCUUAUUGUGGCCUCCUCGAGUAGUGGGACAACUACAAGUGUCAGCACUACAGUAUCUACAGCACCAAAAUUACCGUCAGAGAUCACUGGGAAGACCGUUGAAGAGAUCAUCAAGGAGUGGAAUGCUGAACUACAAGAGCGUACUGGAAAGUUCCGAAAGCAGGCUAAUGCGAUAGCUGAGUGGGACAGGAGAAUUUUGCACAAUCGUGAUGUCCUCCUUAGGCUUGAGAUUGAAGUGGCAAAAGUGGUUGAGACCCAAGAUAACUUGGAGCGGCAACUGGAGUUAGUUGAGACUCAUCAACAAGAGGUUGACAAGGCUUUGCAAAGUAUGGAAGAAGAAGCUGAGCGAAUUUACAAGGAUGAGCGUGCAUUGCUGCUUGAUGAUGAAGCAGCUUCCACAAGAGAUGCAAUGUAUGAGCAGUCUGAAUUUAUAGAGAGGGAAUUAGAACAGAUGACAGAGCAGAUCAAAUCAAUUAUUCAGACCCUAAAUGCCAAUCAGGGAGGAGAACUUGAUGCGGUUGAUGGGAUGACCCCACUAGAUGUUGUAGUCCGAAUUUUAAACAAUCAACUCAGUUCUUUAAUGUGGGUUGAUGAGAAGGCUGAAGAGUUUUCUUCACGCAUUCAGAAACUUGCCCGCCAAGGUUCUGCCGCAGAUCGUGAAUUGAUGGAUUCAAAGUUCUGGAAAACAUAAUAAUUGAUCGUUAUGAACUAUCUUGAAUGUUUUAAAAACUAGCAUCUACCAUGCAAAGAAAAAGGUUUCAUCCUUAAUUGUUUCAUAAAUUAGAUAUUCAGUCUCAAUUUUGGAAUUAUUAGCUUUAAGAUUCUGUAGUAAAAUGGUGAUGGAUAUUAACUAACUGCUGCCGAUUUUAUUGUUCGAA